CAAUUACAUAUCUUUUAAUAUAUGUUAUACAUAAAGUGAUGUACAUGCAAAAACAGACACAAUAUAUUGAACAUAUGAUUUAGUGUGAACAUUGCUACCAUCAGGAAAGAGAUAUGACAUUGCAUAUUUUUUCUCGUGUAAGAAAAUAUCAAAAGUGCAUACACCAAAUAUUUGUCCAGUCAGUGAUAAGGAAAAUAAUGAGCAUGAUGCUUCCAUGCUAGACCGCAAAGCUACAUCCACUGUGUGUUGUGUGAGAUUACAUCUUCUUUGUCAGGACCGGUAACUGUUAAUGUAAUAAUGAAAUAUUCAUUUCUUAAAAAAUAUUAUAGCACAAAAAUUAUUUAAUGGGCAGAAAUGAUUUUCCGAUUUCCAUCAUUAUCGCAGAUGGGAGCUCUUUCCCUUGUGCAGUUUGCCUUCUUCGGUUUGCUACUCCUGUCUGGCCUUGGGCAUGCGUACAUAGAAGCGGAAACCAUUGACAAGGGCUUGUACAACUGUCUGGAAAUGGAGACAAGGAAUAUGACUGUCGAGGAUUAUCCUGCCGCUGGAAUAAUGCAUUCGUGUGUGCAGAGUUUUUUGGCAUCGACAACUCAUCUGAGAUAUCACUCCAAUAUCACUUCGGAGGAAGUGGCAUGGGUUAGCUCCCUUGUACGGAAGUACGCUUCCAAACGUCACAAGCGUCAAACUGGGGUACUUCGAAUCAGACAGGAAAUCAGACGACUUACAGAUCCCCAAAGAGUAGCUCUGUUUCAAGCAUUCAAUGUCCUUAAGCAGAAUGGGCGUUAUGACACUUUGGCAUCAUUUCACCAAAACAUGGCCAUCACCUCGGGACACAAUGGCCCAAACUUCCUCGGCUGGCACAGAGUCUACCUGCUUGCAUUAGAAGAAGCUCUGAUGGAGGUCAACCCAUCCGUGACCUUGCCAUACUGGGACUCUAGUAUCGACUUUGAUAUGAAUGAUCCCAUCCGUUCAAUAGUUUGGUCAUCUCAGUUCUUUGGUAAUGGUGACGGUGUGGUCAACACUGGCCCUUUCACGAACUGGGUUGUUGAGGGAGGUGGCCUGCUAACCAGAAACAUCGCUUCAUUUGGUACUUCAUUGAUGCAGAAACGUCUGAUCAACAACAUCAUCAACCCAAACAACAACAUUCGGUUUCACUGGCAGAUGAUCGUGUGGUACGGCCAACGACCAUGGCUUCGGCAGAACGUUCUUGAACGACAACACGACGGCGUGCACGCUUGGGUGGGUGGAUUGAUGAGAGGUUUGUCGACAUCGGCACAUGAUCCAGUUUUUUUCUUUCAUCAUUGUUUUAUUGAUUAUUUAUGGGAACAAUUUAGGCUAAAACAAAGAAAUUUGGGAAUAGAUUCGUCCAAUGACUACCUUCCAGAUUUUUACCUCAGAGACCGACCAGCUCACUUCAGGAAUCGUUUGAUGGAUGGAUUCCCUGACUACAGGAAUAUUGACGGUUACAGUGAUCGAUUUACGAGGGAUAUUUACGGAUACGAACGCAGCCCGGUAUGUCCAAAUUGUGGCUCCCCCUAUUUGUUCUGUGACGUCAGACGUGGAGUAUGCGUACCAGUCGAUCCUUCUGCUAUAGGUGAAGCGAGAGCUAGCUUCGGAGGGGUCUCAGUAGCAUCGCUCGCCGCACAGGCGCAGGGACCGCUCGCCCUUGGAGAAACGUUUACGUCAUCGUUUGCGGAUCCAAGGGCCAGGAACACUCCAUUGCCUGCAGGACCACGUGCUGAUGGAGCGGGAAGUGCCUUUGGGGCGUUUACUGAUGGUGGAACGGGGACCGCAACGAAUCUCGCCACGAGUCUUUUACGUACAUCAUCGGCAAGAGGCCAAGCCAACGCUAACGUAAGGACAGCAAUGAUGAGUGCCAUGAAUGGAAAUCAAGGUCAUUCGCAAGCUCAAACAUUCAGGGGACUCUUUAACAUAAACCAAGCAGCAAUGAGCCCCAUUCAACAUUUACGGGCUAGACAGGGCGUGUUACCUCGACAGGUACCUCAUAGUGCAAUGGGAACAUUUGCUCAAAAUGUCAUACAGGCAAAUGCCCAAAACAGAAUGCAAGCCAUGAACCAAAACGGUAUGCCAUCGAUGUCUCAAAACAGUAUACCAACAAUGUUUCAUAGCGGUAUACAAGCAAUGCCACACACCGGUACAUCACCGAUAUCGAAUCAGGCUGGGUUUGUCCCCCAUUAGGAAUAUGCCCCCACAGACAUUAGCGUUUCAGUCAAACUUUGGUUUUUCGUCCGCAAUCAAUCAAGGUAUUCAAAAUACGUUUACAUUAGAUGGAGUCUCCGACGUCAAUCGCUGGGCCUUCAUGCCGGUUAGAGUUGUGUAUCGUCGUCCGGAAGGAUUAACAUUUGACGGGAGAAAUGUCCGCCAGGGACAAAUCCAAGAUGGAUUUGACAUGUAUAACCCGACGAUAUAUAAUCAGAUGAAAAAGUACAUGCAUCGAGGAACACCGGCUACGUAUCCUAAGUGUCCUAAAUACAAAUCAGGAGCUGGAAAAAUAUUCAUUGAAACAAAUGGUAUAAACUAUGCUGGUACUUAUAAAGACUUUGCCAUGAUUGACGCCCGCCAGCCAGUAACGGAAUCAUAUACCUAUGUCGGUUUCAGAAACCCUUCUCUUGGACCAAGCAGGACAUUUGUACAUGCUUAUGAUUCAUACGGUCGAGUGUGCCAACCGAGAUGUAUGGUUCGUCAUUCCAACCCACCCCGAUACGUUCCCUGUUCAGGGGCGAUAACUGCAAACACCCGCACGCCUCGGAUGUAUGGCAAUACCUUUGGUGAGGCAGUUCUCGGUCGAUGGGAUUUCAAAUCAGAAUACUGUCCCCAGUCUUUUAACGGGGAAGUAUUCAUGACAUUUUACUGUGAUUAUGCUAACGGGUGGCCAUGGAGAGACUGUAACAAAAAUAUCAAAACACCUCUGAUAGUUCGGACUGACAAACCGUCUUUUCUCACAAAAGUCAUCGCAAAGGUGCAAAUAACGUGGAUAUAUUCAUAUAAUAAUGAUAAUUCAAAGGUUUUUUUAACCAUUCAAUCAAUAAAUCCAUAUCAAAUAAUACAAAGUAAACAGUAUAACCUUUCAUAUUAAUUCAUUUAGCUUUAUAACUAAAUUUUUUUUAAUUUUUUUUUUGGUUAUAGUAUUUUUAUUGGACAUGCAUGGUGGUUUACGAAAACUGUAAUUAUAACUCAAUACUGAUAAAACCGAGUACAAAAAACAAAAAAAAAAAAAAAACCGUACGACAUAUAAUAUAUAGAAAAGCAAUUAAAAUUACAAGGAAAAUAAGACCGCUUGUUUCUGAAUGUUAAGCGUCUUCGGCUUCUUUGCCAAAUUCAGGUAAUGACUAUUCUUUAAAGAUAUUUUAAAAGGUGGAACCCGAUAUCUCAAUGACCAUCGUAUACACUAAGUCUGAUUUCACACAAAGUAAUGAAAUACUUUCCGAUGAGAUCAUCGACAGAGAAAGAUGAUAAAACUUAUAGGGGAGAUGACUCUCCUUAAAGGGACAGAGAAAAGAAAACUACAAUGUGUAGUAUCAUUUCAAUUACCGUAAAAGUCAUAAUUUUUUUCUUCAAUAAUGUUAAAACAGGUUGUUUUUUUCAUUUAUGACAAAAUGAAUGUGGAAAAAAUGUCAAAAUUUCUAUAUGCUUUCAAAAUGAAAUAUUCCCGCAAAAUUACAUUCUUACAAAUAGAUUUUCAACUCCAAACGACAAAAUCCCUGUAACCAAUUAUCAUUUACAGAGAGCGGUUGUGCACUUUUUCAUUCUUAUUUUUGGGAGUCUUUUUUUCAAAAAGCAUGUUUUUUGUUUUGUUUUUUGCUUUCAAAAAUGUUGCAAAUGGUGAUAAAAUAUCACUAAUGUCAAUUUCGAUGACAAUCGGUUCAUUAUUUCCUGACCAUAUCGUAUCUCCUUAAGGGAAAUACAUUGAAUAUUAUUAGACCUGCUAUCAACCGCGCGAGAGAUGUUUCCUAGAAACUAGAAAUAUCAUGAUAGUCAAAUGGAAUAUAAUUAUGUUUUUUCUUAAAAUAAGGCUACAGAAAUGUCUGAAAAUAAUAAUAAAGUGUAUGUUUCUAAAGUUUUUAUGAAAUUACCUUUAUAUAAACAUUUUCCUAUUCUAACUUCAUUUCAGGAUCUUGGGAGCUUAUUUCCGUUUAAAACACAUAAUAUCAUGUCCCGUGGUUAAUUUCUGAUUGAAUCUUUUAUACAUAUGUCUAUUUCUGUAAAAAUGUCUUACUAUUCCUACCUUAAUUCUGGAACAACUCGUCAAUGAUAGUUAUAUAUUCAUCAAAGUGCAUCUUUCAAUAUCCCUUGGUAAUUUCUUUCGUGAUUAGUCGACAUCAAUCAAUGAAAUCGUAAUAUUACAGCAAUGCAAAAAAUGUCGAAUCAACUAGGACAUGUUGGUUCGAGAAACAGAGAUACUGCUAUGUAGAAAUGGAAAAUUAAACAAUGGAGACAUUCUAUGGAGUUCAUCUGGAACAGCUCGUUGAUAGCAACGAUUUCCUAUUUUUCAAUUGUAAAUUUUCAAUUUAUGCUAUAACGGUGAGUUGAAUAUAUUUAUUUUACACCAAAUACUACUUGUCCUGGUUGACGUAUAUCUCAUUAUGAUACAGAAGUCACAAUUUAAUAUCUGCUAACAUGUAUCCCGGGUGUAACUGGGAGACGGGAUGUUCUCGUGCGCUAUUACACUGCUAAACAUGUGUAAUAAUUAGGUGUCUUAUAGGUAAAUCUUACGAAUAAACAUGCUAAACUAAUAAAUCAGUGUUGUAAUUUCUCAGGGACCAUUAACCAGAACAGCAAGGUAUAUAAAUCAAAGACGUUCGAGUUCGUAUGUGUGAAUAGACUGAAUACACCACGUGUUAAAUUCGUACUGUUACCUCCAGUAUAUUUCGUAAUCAUGAAAAUCAUCAAAUAUAUCAUUCAUCAAAAUUUGGUAAGCUAUCUUUGCAGUAUUUCGUUAGAGACACUUUACGAUUCUAAACAAAAGAAAUAGUCUUCCUAUUGAAGUAUGUUACAUGUUUUACAGCAGUAGUUCUAACAUCCAAUGUAUUAUGUUAGAAAAUGUCUCUUAUCCAGAGGAAAUAUUGUUUCAACGGAAGCAUAUUGAGUACUUUAAAUACGUAAUCUUAGCAUAUAAUGUUUAAUGUUAGAAUUUGUAUUAAAUUGUUUGUUUCAUCAAUAAAAUAUAUUUCAAACAA
Messenger RNA from Pecten maximus, 5195 nucleotides. RefSeq names its product tyrosinase-like protein. NCBI's taxonomy places the organism in Eukaryota, Metazoa, Mollusca, Bivalvia, Pectinida, Pectinidae. The record is from RefSeq and is a predicted model, not a curated record. The coding region runs from base 355 to 2196 and encodes 613 amino acids. Gene Ontology annotation, molecular function: oxidoreductase activity. The transcript is spliced from 3 exons.